AUGGAUCCACCUAGAAGCUCCAUCGCCUUUCCAUUUUUGGCUUUCCUUGCCCUUCAGGACCCUGGCAAUGCUCAGGGCACGCGCAUGCAUGGUGGAGUGGACACUUCCUCCCUCCACGACCCUACGCGCUCUUUACGCAGUAAAAGCAUAAACAAGUCUAGACAUGGCGGCAACACGCGGCCGAAGCCUCCACAAACGGGGCCUUUCUUAAUCCCCCUGCUUCCGUACGGCCUCAGCAACCAAAUCGUCGCGCUUAAAGAAGCCCUAGCGCUAGCAGUCGUGCUAAACUAUACGGUCGUGACCCUGGGCUUCUGGCCCCAUAGAUCAGAGGUAGCAGCGGCCGCGGGCCAGCACCUGGAGCCGGGGGCCCUAACACACAGAGCGGUUUUGGAGCUGGAUGCGGAGGAGGGAGAGGAGAGGAAUGUGGAGAAGAGUGCUGAGAAGCAGCUGCAGCGAAUCAAUGCGUCCGAGGUCAUUCCCUUUGACAUGGUGUUUGACCGGAGCAGUCUGGCAUCGCUGGUACGCGUUAUCACCUGGGAGGAGGCUAUACGGCAGUACGGCUGGUCUCAGAGUAAAGGUGCCGAUGCGCUGAUAUUGCUCAGUCGAGCAUCGGGAUUGGAUCUGGUGCUUGAGAAGGUCGCCGCGGCGGGGUUCAUGUACACCGAACACAUCCACACAGCACGGCAGUACGAUUUUAGCUGUGACUCCCGGGGGUUGUCCUGGCUGGUCCGUACGUACACGACGCAGGUGUCUCUGCGGUUGAAGAAGUCUGCAUGGAUCACUCAAAUCGCAAGGAACUUUGUCCAGGAAGCACUAGCGGGGUGGGCAUUGAGACAGCAGCAGCAGGGGGAGGGGGAGGGGGAGGGGGAGGAGCGCAAGGUGGAGACUGCGGUGGCCAUGAGUGCGGGUUUUGGCCCCAGCGCGGGCGCCACCAUCCCGCACUACAUCGCGGUGCACGUUCGGCCGUACCCCGAUGAGUGCCUGGAUUAUUUUGUCAACAUGACGCAGUACGAUCCCGGAGCAGCAAGCCAGGUGUGCAGUAAUCCCAAGCUGCUGAUCAAGAUAGUUUCACUUGUACGGAAGCUGGUCGAGACACGUGACGCUGCCGCCGCCGUUGCCGGGGGGACGAGCGGCUCCCCAGAACAAGAACCUAGCGGGGGCGGCACUAUGGAGUGGUCUCCUCCCCCUGCAACGAUUGCGCCUGUGCCUGUGCCAGCGGCGGUGUUCGUCAUGACUCAUCCCAGGUUACGUAGAGUUGUUGAGGCAGAGAUGUCAAGGUUGUGGGAGAGCGUGAAAUUCAGCUCCGAGGCUAUCUUGAACUCUACCGAUGACCCCGCCCACGCCGCCGCCGUCGCGGCCUUCUCCUCCAAUUCCACUUCCUCCUCUCCUCCGUCUUCCCCGCUCCCGUACCUCUUCUUCCUGGGUCUGUCCGACCUCCCUCCCGAGCUCCGGAACCACGUGGCCUCCACCAGCCUGCUGUCCAUGGUAGAGCAGCAGGUCUGCAGACAGGCGGAGGACUUCAUCGGAAGCAAGGCAUCGUCGAUCAGUGUGCUGGUGGCGCAGGAGAGGGUUGAGGGGGAACGGUUGGAGGCGGGAGGGGCGAGUCCCGGUGGUGCAGCUGCCGUGGACGGGGCUGGGGCGCAAGGAGGCGAGGAGGGGGCGCCAGGGGCAGCCAGCCAGGAUGGUGAUGAAAGGGAGGUACAAGACGCCGCGGUAGCAAUGUCUGACAGCGCCGGCAGCGGCAGCGGCGGAUACGGCAAUGAUGGGCGCCUUUCUCGCAUAACGGUGCUCGUAUGA
Molecule: messenger RNA, 1797 nt
Organism: Volvox carteri f. nagariensis
Lineage: Eukaryota; Viridiplantae; Chlorophyta; Chlorophyceae; Chlamydomonadales; Volvocaceae
Exons: 5
Coding region: 1-1797 (598 amino acids)
Source: RefSeq, a predicted model, not a curated record